Molecule: messenger RNA, 1799 nt
Organism: Salarias fasciatus (jewelled blenny)
Lineage: Eukaryota; Metazoa; Chordata; Actinopteri; Blenniiformes; Blenniidae
Gene: cd34
Product: CD34 molecule
Exons: 5
Coding region: 159-884 (241 amino acids)
Biological process (GO): cell adhesion
Cellular component (GO): membrane
Source: RefSeq, a predicted model, not a curated record
GGGCAUAUAAAGAGAAACAGAACACAAGCCAAGCUUUAUCCUUCUCACUCAGACCUCACAGGAAACCUCCAGCUCCCCCGACCCUCAACGCUCACCUUCGCUUCCCACAUUUUUCACUUCCACAGUCCGGCUGGCUGCGCUGAGUCUGACCACAGAAGAUGGCUACAUCCAACUGGAGAAUGAAUGGGCUCUGGAGGAGGAUGGCUGGAGUUUUGGUGCUCUGUACACUCUUACUCAGCAGUGAGGUGAUUUGUCAAGAUGAUACCACAGAUGCCCCAGAUGCCCCAUAUGCACAGUCCACUGCUGCUGCAGCUCCAGACUCAACUGCCACUCCACGUGGCACUGAUGCCCUAACCGCCGGUCCCACUGCUUCUGCUGCCCCCGGGGGCGGCUCAUUCACUACCAUUCUUGUGGCAUUCGAUCCCAGCAGCCAGGACGGAGACACUAGAGCAACCACUGCUGGAUCAGAUGUUGGAAACGUGGCUGGAGCGGCUGUCGUCGACUCCGAUUCUGGGAAAAAUGUUGGAAGUGAAACAGGUGACGACAGCGACUCCUCCUCCUCCUCAUCAUCAUCAUCAUCGGGCUCCUCUGUGUUCGUGGGAAUCCUGGUCAGCGGUCUGCUUGCUGCCCUUGCGAUCACCAUCGGCUACUGCAAAUGCCAGCGCAGGCCAGAGAAGAAGGGAGUGAAGCUGGCAGAGGAGGCCUAUCCAGUAGACCAGGACAACCAGGGGAACACUCUCGUAUCUGUGGCCCCUCUGAACCCCCCUCCCGAGACCCCGGAGAAGCCCAGCGCCAACGGAGAGUCCACCGAGGCGGCCAAGGCCCAAACUCCCCCUCCCACCAACGGCCACUCCACCGCCAAGGCGGCGGACACCGAGCUGUGAAAACGCCCGAGAACAAACGCGGCCCGGGACCUUCUCCCACAAACAUAGCCUCCUAACACACACACACACACACACACACACACACACACACACACACAUACAAUACAUCUCUGAAUCCACUCUCCCCCCACAGCUACGUGGACAUCAAGGACUAAAACAAUCUGAUAUCCCCACACACUCCUGUUUCUUUACAAUCCUCUCGCCUCCUCCUUUGGCUACGCGCCUCAGCGGGCUCCAGGAGAUCUAGUCUGAUGACGGCAGUGAUGACAGAGAUGAGUGAUGCUGACAAUGACGAAGGCUCAGUCCCCGGGCCGUUGACGGCGGCCAGGCCGGAGGCGAGACGCAGGAGGAUGGAGUGGAGCGCUGGAGGUGUGAGGAGAGUGUAUUUCCGCAUCAAUCAGCACUGGCUGCCACGGUGACUGCAGCCUCUGGAGCAGCUGAGGCUCUGCGUGACGCCUGGUUUAAAACUCCAAAACCCUCCACGAGCGAAACAAAGCAUCAGCACAUCAUCGACAUUCUUCCUUUUGUUUCAUGUAAAGCCACAGCAGACAGACCCACACUGCCUUGAACUCAGAGAAUAAGCGUCGUCUUUCGUGUCGUCUGACUGAGUUGUUGUGUUGUGAAUGUGUGUGUUCUUCUCUUAUGCGUUUACUUGCGUCUGUACUGUGCGUGGACUGUAUCCAUAAGCUUCUUUUGCCCACUGUACUGUACGUAUGUGUGCCUGUGGACGAUCCCGUGUGUUUUAUGUGUGUGUGUGUGUGUGUGUGUGUGAGUGAUUGAUAAGUCUGGUUGUUCAUGUGAAAUUAACCAUGAAAAAUGUACAAAUUUGUAUUAAAAAAAAAAAAAUCUGAUGGCUCACCGAGUUGCGGUUGCUUGUUACAGCGAGUCUGACGGACACGUUUCAGAUCGCAGUUU